AAGCUCUUUCUCGUUGUUGUUGUUGUUGUUGUUGUUGCGGUUCUUCUCCCUCUACACUCUCUGUUCUCUUCACGAGCUCGCGAGAUUUUAAAAACCCAUUCCCUUUUGAUCUCACCGUGAGUUUUUGCGCAAUGCCGUUACCCUGAAUCUAGCACCGAAUUAGAUUUGAUACACUAUCUACGACCACAUCGCGAGAGAAAAAAACCCUUACUUCUUCGAAUGGGGUCGGUGCCGUCAACGCCGCGCAGGGGUGGCGCAUACUCUCCGGAGACGGCGGAGUAUCUGAUCGGAACUUUCGUCGGCGACACGCCCUUCCCCCUCUCAUCGGAGUUCUGGCAGAAAUUGCUGGAGCUUCCUCUCAAUGUUCAAUGGUCCACUCAGCGUGUUCAACAAGCUUGCGAGCUAUUAGCCAAAAACAAUUGUCACACCAGGCAUCUUGCGAAGAUUUUGUUCCAUCUAGCGUGCUGCUUGCAAGAGUACAUGUCUUCUUCUGGUGCGUUGCCCUUGGUCUAUGAAAAGGCUUUUAAUGCAGUGUACAUCAGUUCGAUAUUUUUAAAGCACUUGAUUGAGAGCGUCCAUGGUGAGAAUAUCCAGUUAUACCUGUCUCUUGAAGAUAAUGAGGAUGUACAGAAGGAUGUUUUGAGAGACCAAACCAUCAAAAAUCUUGUUAUGCGUAAUGUGCUGAGCUUUAUAGCAUCAGUAGAAGUGAGUCCCGACACAUUUCUCCUACAUCUAGAGCUGCUUAAUUUCAUGAUUAUUGGAAUGUCAACUCAACUUCUCUGUGGGCCAUCUCCUGGACCAAAUGAUGUGAACCCCUUUCUUGAUGCAGCAAUGGCUCAGGACAGCUCUCUGGUUGGUGCAGUUGUUUGCAGAUUGCUUCUAAAUUUCAUGGCCCGUUCUAAUGUUCCAUCUAAUAGGGCAACUUAUUCCAUCUUGUAUGAUGGAAAUCAGAGUAGUGUGCUACAGAGAGUUGGUUCUGCAGCUGCAAAUAUUGUUUUAUUUCCAUUUAGUUAUCUGGUCAGUUCGAGUGGUGAAGAAUCAAAAAGUCCUAUUGCAGAUAUCAGUAUUCAUGUGCUUCUUGUUCUCGUUCAUUAUCAUAAAUGUCUUGUGAGCGAGGAUUACGCGAAUCACAAAUCUUCCACAUCAGAUUCUUUACUCAAAGAAAAUCCUCACUUUUCUGACAAUCCUUACUGCAAGGCCUUAGAACAUGCAAUUGAUUGUGAAUUGGAUCGUGUAGAUAUUGAGGGCAAUGCACAUAGUGCUCGACACAUAAAGCUUCCCUUUGCUUCAUUGUUUGAUACACUUGGCAUAUGCUUAGCUGAUGAGGCAGCUGUUCUAUUGCUUUACUCAUUGUUGCAAGGGAAUUCUGCCUUUCUGGAGUAUGUAUUAGUGCGGACAGAUCUGGAUGCAUUGUUAAUGCCAAUUCUGGAAGCUCUAUACAAUGCUCCAAGUAGGACUGCUAAUCAAAUUUACAUGUUGCUAAUUAUACUUCUCAUACUCAGUCAAGAUUCUUCUUUUAAUGCAAGCAUUCAUAAGCUGAUAUUAACUGGUGUUCCUUGGUACAAAGAACGCCUGUUCCAUCAGACUUCUCUUGGUUCGCUCAUGGUCAUAAUUCUUAUCAGAACUGUACAGUAUAAUUUGUCAAAACUACGGGAUGUCUAUCUCCAAACAACAUGCCUGGCAACCUUGGCAAACAUGGCACCUCAUGUUCAUCGUUUGAGUGCAUAUGCAUCUCAGAGAUUAGUCAGCCUUUUUGAUAUGCUUUCACGCAAGUAUAACAAAUUAGCUGAACGCAGAGAUAAUAAGCUCCAUAUUGCAAAAGGAAACUCAGUUGAAGGAAACAACCUUGUAGAAGAUAUGAUUCUUUUGGUGCAGUCAACUGAAUUGCACAUUUAUACUGACUUCUUGAGGCUUGUACUAGAAAUAAUAAAUGCAAUCCUGACUUAUGCACUACCUCGGAAUCCUGAGGUAGUGUAUGCAAUAAUGCACAGGCAGGAAGUCUUUCAGCCAUUCAAGAAUCAUCCACGUUUCAAUGAACUGAUUGAUAACAUUUAUACUGUAUUAGAUUUUUUCAAUAGUCGAAUGGAUGCUCAAAGAGAGGAUGGUGACUGGUCAGUCCAUGAAGUGCUCCAAGUCAUAAUUGUAAAUUGUCGUUCUUGGAGGGGUGAUGGAAUGAAGAUGUUUACUCAACUGCGCUUCACAUAUGAACAAGAGAGUCAUCCAGAGGAGUUUUUUAUCCCAUAUGUCUGGCAGCUAGUUCUAUCCCAUUGUGGAUUCUCAUUCAACACAGGAGCCAUAAAUUUGUUUCCAGUUGAUCUACAAACAGAAAGACUUGAAAAUGGGGUGGUGGGAAGCACACUCCAAAAUGGUGAUUUUGACAAGUCUGAGUAUCAGCUUGAUCCAUAACAGGGGGAAGACAAUAUCGUUCUAUUGGUGAAUAUUUGUACAUAUGCAAUACGUACGAUUUCUGGAAAAAAAAAAAAAGAAGGAAACUGCUAAGAUGUGUAUUGUUCUCAUUCUUUUCUGUUCAUAAAUUUGAGUGUAGAGGUUCAUUCCCGUAGAUGAAAAUCAGAUAUCAGUGUAAUCAAUAAGGGGUGACACUAGAUAUCCAUGUCAUAUCAUAAGUUUUUGGAGCUGUGCUCAGUUGCUUGUGGUUCGGUAACUGCUUUUCACCUGGGAAUUCUCUCGCUUUGUAUUGCAUGUCUAUUUACGAUUGUUAUAAUUGAACAAUAAGGGAAUAUUGACAUAGAAAUUAUGAUGCGAUUCGUUUAUCAAU
Molecule: messenger RNA, 2776 nt
Organism: Glycine soja
Lineage: Eukaryota; Viridiplantae; Streptophyta; Magnoliopsida; Fabales; Fabaceae
Product: dymeclin-like
Exons: 18
Coding region: 220-2406 (728 amino acids)
Biological process (GO): Golgi organization
Cellular component (GO): Golgi apparatus
Source: RefSeq, a predicted model, not a curated record